AUGUCACGCGCGCCGCUUCCAGCCGCCGCUUCCGUUCGCUCCCCAGCCCGUGCCGCCGAACGUCAAGGCCCUCGUCACGCGAGGCUCAGAUUCACCCGCGAUGCCUUGUUGAGUUCUCCUCCCCCUCUCCCCCGCUCCUCUCCUCCCUCUCUUCCUCCCCACCUCUUCUUCCCCACCUCUUCUUCCCCGCCCUUUUCCUCUUCCCCUGUCCUCACUCCCCCUCCUCUGCCCCUCUCUUGUUCCACUUUCCUCCUCUCUCCUCUCCCUCUCCUUUCCCCAUCUCCUCUCCCCCUCUCCUCUCCGCCUCUACUCUCCUGUCUUCUCCCCCCCUCUCCUCCUCUCGCUCUCCUACUUGCCCCCUCCUUUCCCAAACGGCUUCCCACUGGCGGCAGCACGCACAGGGAGGGGAGUACCGGCGCGCAGCACGCUCGCCUGGCGCUGCAGCUGCAGGGAGCACCGGCUGCUUCCUACGGGCGGCAGCACGCGCAGGGGGGGGGGGAGUGUUUUCGCCUGCCCAUUGGCGGCAGCACGAGCAGGGGGGUGAGUGCCAUCGCUUUUCACUGCAGCUGCAGGGAGCACCGGCUGUCAUGGCCCUGCCCUUCCCCUUCCUGCACCAGUCCGUCAUCCAGGUGUGGUGUGGUGCGGUGCGGUGCGUGCGGUAUCUGUCCAGUUCUGUGCGGUGCUGCUGUGCUGGACCUGCCCUUCCCCUUCCUGCACCUCUCCGUCAUCCAGGUGCGGUGCAGUGUGGUGCAGUUCGGUGCUGUGCUGUGCGGUGCGGUGCUGCCCAUCAUCAUCUCCAUGCCACACUGCUUAUCUGCUGACAUUGCAAUGACCACAACGCCUCACCUUGUCUUCCCCACCUCGUUCCAUAUCGGCAUGGCCCAGGCCGUUUAUGUGCGUAUCGUGGCGACACACCAUGUGCUCCUACCUCUCAUCCCUCCACCUGCAUACCCACGCUCCACCAUGUACUCCUUGCCACUUCCACUAUCUCCCGCCUCUCUUCCCACCCUCUCCACCGGCUGCCUGUGGGUUGCAUGCGGGAUGCAGGUGGAGCAGGGGCGACACACCAUGUGCUCCUUCCCUUCCUCACUCCACCUGCAUGCCCGUGGUCCCUACGCUGCCCUCUGUGGCUGCUCUUCCGCUCUUGAGCUUCCAACCACCACUGACGAGAGCCGGCCUGACAACGGCCCGCCUGCUCUACUCUCGCCCAGCAGCCCAUCUGCCCGCUCCGCCUCUUGUGCUGCGCCCCCACCCACGCCCUCUAGUCCCCCGCGCAUUCACCCCACACUGCCCCCCUCCCUCCCGCCUCUACCCUUCUCCCCGCUCUCCUGGCGCCACUACUACCUCUGGAGAGGCCUUCCCCUCCACUCGCCCGCUGCACUGCUGCUGCACACGCCACUCACCAUCCUCCUCGCCCUCCACCUGCUCCUCCCUUCCACCGCUCAAGUCCCGGGCCACACGCCUUCAGAUGCUGACGUGCCCUCAGGGGCUGACGUGGCUUCACGCAUUGCAGCUGGGAGGGAGGAGAGAGGAGGAGCGGAUGAGAGCGCAUGUGCAGAGGGGCAGCAGCAGUGCUGGCGGCGUGGUCUGACCUCUCGCCCCUCCCUCUACAUCCAUGUGAUUGGUGCGUAUCCAUCGGUGCGCGUGCGCCCAUUAUCAACCACCUUUGGCCAUUCCCCUCCCCACCAGCCACUCACCAUCCUCCUCGCCCUCCACCUGCUCCUCCCUUCCACCGCUCAAGUCCCGGGCCACACGCCUUCAGAUGCUGACGUGCCCUCAGGGGCUGACGUGGCUUCACGCAUUGCAGCUGGGAGGGAGGAGAGAGGAGGAGCGGAUGAGAGCGCAUGUGCAGAGGGGCAGCAGCAGUGCUGGCGGCGUGGUCUGACCUCUCGCCCCUCCCUCUACAUCCAUGUGAUUGGUGCGCAUCCAUCGGUGCGCGUGCGCCCAUUAUCAACCACCUUUGGCCAUUCCCCUCCCCACCAGCCACUCACCAUCCUCCUCGCCCUCCACCUGCUCCUCCCUUCCACCGCUCAAGUCCCGGGCCACACGCCUUCAGAUGCUGACGUGCCCUCAGGGGCUGACGUGGCUUCACGCAUUGCAGCUGGGAGGGAGGAGAGAGGAGGAGCGGAUGAGAGCGCAUGUGCAGAGGGGCAGCAGCACUUCACCCAACUUCCCCUCGCCUUCCUUCCCCCUCCUGAACCCCCCUCACCACCCACCUACUACACUCUCCACGCUGGCAUGCAGCUCACCACGCCCUCCCUAUCACCCUGCCUCUCAUCAUCCCUCUCACCAAGCACUGCACCUGCAAGGGUGGGCAGGGAGGACCUAGAGGGUGCCUGGCAUGCCUCUCACCACACGCUCUAUCUACCUCUCACCACGCACUCUCUCUCACCACGCCCUGCACCUGCAGGGGCGGACAGGGAGGCUCAAGAGGCGGCAGCACUGGCAGAGCUGAGAGUGCUGCUGCCUGGAGUGGACACGUGUGUGCACCUCAUUGGCCCCAACAUACCUGCACACAUGUGA
Messenger RNA from Closterium sp. NIES-65, 2523 nucleotides. Lineage: Eukaryota; Viridiplantae; Streptophyta; Zygnematophyceae; Desmidiales; Closteriaceae. The record is from the annotation of a GenBank genome assembly.